This is a messenger RNA of Miniopterus natalensis, 2306 nucleotides long. NCBI's taxonomy places the organism in Eukaryota, Metazoa, Chordata, Mammalia, Chiroptera, Miniopteridae. The record is from RefSeq and is a predicted model, not a curated record.
ACACUAGCACCCGAAUUUAUGGGUUUUUUAUGAACACCAGGCACCAUGCUUGAUGCACAUAAGUCUCACCUGAUUGUCGGGACAGUCCCACAGUCGGUAUUGUCAUUAACUCCCACUGUUCACUGGGAAAGAAAGUCCUGGUUUUGCUGCUCUGAUCAGAAUGUCUGUUCACAGCAUUUCUCAGGACUGGAAGAGGCCGUGUACAGGAACAUACAGGCCUGCAAGGAGCUUGCCCAGACCACUCGCACAGCGUACGGACCAAAUGGAAUGAACAAAAUGGUCAUCAACCACCUGGAGAAAUUGUUUGUGACAAAUGAUGCAGCGACUAUUUUAAGAGAGCUAGAAGUACAGCAUCCUGCUGCUAAGAUGAUUGUGAUGGCCUCGCACAUGCAAGAGCAGGAGGUUGGAGAUGGCACAAACUUUGUCCUGGUGUUUGCUGGCGCUCUGCUGGAGCUGGCUGAGGAGCUCCUGAGAAUCGGCCUGUCAGUCUCAGAGGUCAUUGAAGGCUAUGAAAUAGCCUGCAGGAAAGCCCACGAGAUUCUUCCCAAUUUGGUUUGUUGUUCUGCAAAAAAUCUCCGAGAUGUUGAUGAAGUGGCGUCUCUGCUCCACACGUCCAUCAUGAGUAAGCAGUAUGGCAAUGAAGCCUUUCUGGCCAAGCUCAUUGCUCAGGCCUGCGUGUCUAUUUUUCCUGAUUCUGGCCAUUUCAACGUUGAUAAUAUCAGAGUUUGUAAGAUUCUGGGCUCUGGCAUCUGCUCCUCUUCAGUCUUGCAUGGCAUGGUUUUCAAGAAGGAAGUGGAAGGCGAUGUGACGUCUGUCAAAGAUGCAAAGAUAGCAGUGUACUCAUGUCCCUUUGACGGCAUGAUAACAGAAACGAAGGGAACAGUGCUGAUAAAGACUGCUGAGGAACUGAUGAAUUUCAGUAAGGGAGAGGAGAAUCUCAUGGAUGCACAGGUCAAAGCUAUUGCUGAUACCGGUGCCAAUGUCAUAGUCACAGGCGGCAAAGUGGCAGACAUGGCUCUUCAUUACGCAAACAAGUACAGUGUCAUGCUGGUGAGGCUGAACUCAAAGUGGGAUCUCAGACGGCUGUGCAAGACAGUGGGUGCUACCGCUCUCCCUAGACUGACCCCUCCUGUGGUUGAAGAAAUGGGACAUUGCGACACCGUGUCCCUCUCGGAAGUGGGAGACACCCAGGUGGUGGUCUUCAAGCAUGCAGACAAGGAGGAUGGUGCCGUUUCCACCAUUGUGCUUCGCGGCUCCACGGACCACCUGAUGGAUGAUGUGGAGAGAGCGGUCGACGAUGGCGUGAACACGUUCAAAGUGCUCACCAGGGAUAAACGUCUUGUCCCUGGUGGUGGAGCAACAGAAAUCGAGUUAGCGAAACAGAUCACGUCCUAUGGAGAGACUUGUCCGGGCCUUGAGCAGUACGCCAUCAAGAAGUUUGCGGAGGCAUUCGAGGCUGUCCCCCGGGCACUGGCAGAAAACUCGGGGGUGAAAGCCAACGAAGUUAUCUCCAAACUCUACGCUGUGCACCAAGAAGGAAAUAGAAAUGUUGGAUUAGACAUUGAGGCUGAGGUUCCCGCUGUGAAGGACAUGCUGGAGGCUGGGGUGUUGGACACGUACCUGGGGAAGUACUGGGCCAUCAAGCUGGCCACAAACGCUGCCGUCACUGUGCUGAGAGUGGAUCAGAUCAUCAUGGCAAAACCAGCCGGUGGGCCCAAACCUCCUAGUGGGAAGAAAGACUGGGAUGAUGACCAGAAUGACUGAGUGGGUUAGUUUUUGCUGGGGGACGGGAGGGGUAGUCGUCGUCGUGCUCUAGGAAUUGCCCGAUGGUUUUCUUAAGUUGUGUUUGGUUCCUGGCUGGACAAUGCAGUAAAGGUGUUAUGUCAAAGCCUUGUUUUCUGAUGACAUCGUGCCUGGACUAAGACCUGACUCGACCUUGUUAAUGGAACUGGCUGUGGGACUUCAGUCCUCAGGGCCCUGUCUCCAGUGUGUUUCUGGCCUGCUGCCUGUUCGUGCAUAAGUUUUAUGGGAACACAGCUGUGCUCAUCUAUUUAGACAGUGUCUACGCUGCUUCCACUGGGAAUGGCAGAGUGGAGUAGUUGUGACGGACCAGGUGAUGCAAGAUUAAAAUAUUUACUAAUCUAGUCUUUACUGGAAGUCCGCUGACUCCUGGACUAGAUUUUUCAGUGGUUUUUAUCACAAUUCCGGAAAUCCCGAGACUCAGAGUAACUUGUUUCAUUAGCAGUGAAUGGUUGAAUGGCUGAUUUGAUAAACUGAAAAUACACCACCUUACGUUUACAAAUUAA